AUGAUCUUGCGCUUUUCAAGUCGUAUUGGCCAGUUUCGCCUCACCGUCGAGCCCUCGACCGACCUCGCAUCUCUACUUCCUCAAGUCGUCGAAAAGCUCUCUCCCGACACUCUUCCUUCGUCUGUUUCCAUAAGUCCACAACGAGGUGGCCAAUCACGGUCUCUCGAGAGCCUCAAGGGCGUCACCGUUCAGAAACUCGGCCUUGCUAACGGUGCUCAAAUCUUCGUCGAGUUCACCGAAGGCCAAGCCCCGACUGAAACCCAACCACCCCCUCCAUCCAACGCCUACAGACUUAACGGAAAGGAAGUCACUGCUCAGGACACCACCACCAUCGCCAUCCCAAAUCUGACAGCCCAGACACGCGUCGACAACCCCUGGGAUACAGUCAAGCAAUUACCGAUCGAUGACGCUCUGGACAAGGAAAAUGGCAAGAUCAAGAGACCUCGCGAUACCAGAAUGUGCAGACACGGCCCCAAUGGCAUGUGCGACCACUGUCAGCCCAUCGAGCCAUACGAUGCUGGUUAUCUGGCUGAGAAAAAGAUCAAGCAUCUCUCGUACCAUGCAUACCUCCGCAAAAUGAACCAAGGAAAGAACAAGUAUGAGUCGGGAAGUUCUUGGAUGCCCCCACUCACCGAACCCUACUACCGCGUAAAUCCGAGCUGUCCCUCUGGUCACAAGCCUUUCCCUGCAGGUAUCUGCACAAAGUGUCAGCCCAGUGCCAUCACCCUCCAACCUCAGCCCUACCGCAUGGUCGAUCACGUCGAGUUUUCAUCACCUGCAAUCAUCAACAAGAUCCUGGACUUCUGGCGAAACUCGGCUGCCCAGAGAAUUGGUUUCAUGUACGGCCGCUACGAACCUUACUCUGAGAUUCCCCUUGGAACAAAGGCCGUGAUCGAGGCUAUCUACGAGCCUCCUCAAGUUGACGAGCUUGAUGGUGUGACACUUAACGAGUGGGCAAACGAAAAUGAGAUUGACAAAGUAGCCUCUCUCUGCGGCCUCCAGAGGGUUGGUGUCAUCUACACUGACCUGAUCGACGCUGGCAAGGGCGAUGGAACCGUUGUGUGCAAACGCCAUAACGACUCUUACUACAUGUCGUCCCUGGAGAUUAUGUUUGCUUCGAGAUAUCAAGCCAAGUAUCCGCGCCCUUCGAGAUGGAGUGAAACGGGUUCUUUCGGAUCCAACUUUGUCACAUGCGUCAUUACUGGUGACGACGAAGAUCAAAUUGCCGUCCAAGCCUAUCAAGCAUCCGACUCUGCUGUGGAGAUGACACGAGCUGACAUCAUCGAACCCUCUGCGGAUCCGACUGUCAUGCUAGUUCGCGACGAAGACGGAGAAAAUGGAUUAGGUCGCACACGCUACAUCCCAGAAGUCUUCUACCGCCGUAUCAACGAGCAUGGAGCGAACGUGCAAGAAAACGCCAAGCCCUCAUUCCCAGUCGAUUAUCUAUUGGUCACGCUCACUCAUGGUUUCCCACUGGAAGCCAAACCUCUGUUCACGAGCGAGGAGGGAUUCGUUGUGGAGAACAGAGAGAUGAUUGGCCAAUCUCAGGAGCACAGAGCCCUCAGGAGCUUCUUGAGCAAGGUGGCUAGACUUGACACCACCGACGGAGCCCAGAAGAUUUCGGACUUCCACGCAUUAUGUUUCGUACAUACUAUGGGCGUUCUCAGCGAGGAUGAGUUUCGUCUACUCUGUCAAGUGGCAACACAGAAGGACACCAGCCUCGGUGCAGCAUUGCAGCAAACACCAGGCUGGAAGUCCCUGCUGACUAUCGUUGAGCUGAGCGGCGACCGUCGACCAAAGAGACAGAACGAGUGGUCCGGCAGCGGUGCAGGGUCAGGCUACGGCAGCGACGGAGAACAGCUCGCCAAAAGAGUCAAGAACAUCGGCCUCAAUGGCUCGAGGUGA
Molecule: messenger RNA, 1905 nt
Organism: Aureobasidium namibiae CBS 147.97
Lineage: Eukaryota; Fungi; Ascomycota; Dothideomycetes; Dothideales; Saccotheciaceae
Product: nuclear protein localization protein 4
Exons: 4
Coding region: 1-1905 (634 amino acids)
Biological process (GO): ubiquitin-dependent protein catabolic process
Cellular component (GO): nucleus
Molecular function (GO): ubiquitin protein ligase binding; ubiquitin binding
Source: RefSeq, a predicted model, not a curated record